Messenger RNA from Penicillium digitatum Pd1, 354 nucleotides. RefSeq names its product WW/Rsp5/WWP. Lineage: Eukaryota; Fungi; Ascomycota; Eurotiomycetes; Eurotiales; Aspergillaceae. The record is from RefSeq and is a predicted model, not a curated record.
AUGGCUAGCACCUGGGAUCACGAGAGAGACAACCAGUUGCUUGUGGCCAUCUUGGCCGUUCAUGCACCGCUGGACUUUGCCGCGAUUGCUCAAGCGAUGGGACAGGGUGAUAGCACUGCUGCCGUGAGACAGCAUGUCUACACCCUGAAAGUCCGCCAUGAGGGAAGCUCAGGCAAAUCUCCUACGAAGGACAAGGCUAACAAGCCCACUGGUCAUGGCCGCAAAGCUACCAAAUCUUCCAUCAAACGCAAGAGUGCCCCGCUCACCAAGUCCGAAUCGAAUUCGGUUAUCGAGGGCCAGGAUGGGGAUGGCGAUGACUUCAUCCCCAGUCCUACUAAGCAACGCAAGAUCUAA